AGGUGCUAGCUAGGGUGGCCAAUCCCGGGAUCGGCGGGAUCCCGGGAUUUGAGGCCAAAAAUGCUGGGAUUUGAAUCCCGGGAUUGGAGCCUCCAAUCCCAGGAUUCACGGGAUUAAACUGCGCAUGCGCAUUGUGUUUUUUUUGUCCGGGCAGCGCUGCUGAGCACUAGCGCUCGGCUCAGCCUCAGACGCUGCCCGGCAUUGGCUGUGCGUGGCGUGCGCAUCUCACACCUUACCUCCGGUGGCCCGCAGCAUCUACUCUUCAGCUGCCUUCCAGCCCACCUGAUCAAUGGAGGAGGCCAGCCCCGGCUGCCCGGCUGCGCGCGGCGUGAUGUCAACGAGGUCACGCUGCGCAUCCGCACACCUUCCCUCCGGCGGCCCGCCGCAUCUGGGCUGCAUCGUGGCUGCCAUCCAGCCCGCCUUCUAUGAUCUUAAAUGGAGGAGGACACUGCCAGACUGUGCUCAUGCCUGUAUGUUCCAAACCUGUUACUUGGUUACAGACAUUGCUACAGAGUCAGGCACAAGUAUAGUGCUAAGAAAGAGAUCUGUAUUCUGCAGCUACUUUACCUGGGGAAAGGAAGUGCGAGAACAAGGAAAAUGGCUAAAAAGAAAGGUGGCCCCAAGGGCAAGAAAAUAACCCUCAAAGUGGCAAAGAACUCCAUCAGGAUAACAUUAGAUGGCAAGCGGAGACUGGACCUCUCUAAGAUGGGCAUUGCAGUUAUACCCAAGUGCUUGUUAAAGCUAAGUGAUGUGGAGGAGUUAGACCUUAGCAGAAACUUGAUACACAAGGUACCUGAUUGGAUACACCGUUUUAAGAAUCUGCGCUGGCUUGACUUGCACAGCAAUCAAAUAGAUAAGGUUCCAGCAUCCAUAGGGCAGCUCCAAAGCCUCCUGUAUCUUAAUGUUAGCAACAACAAGUUAACAGCAAAUGGUGUCCCUAUGGAACUGAGUCAGUUGAAGAACCUCCGCCAGCUUAACCUAGGACUCAAUACCAUUGAUGCACUGCCUUCUACAAUAGGGGCACUGAAAGAGCUCACUGAGGUAGGUCUUUUUGACAAUCAUCUGACUGCAGUACCCCCUAGCAUACACAAACUGCCUAAACUGAAGAAGCUAAAUACAAAGAGAAACCCUAUUCCACCCCCAGAAGAUGAAAUGGAGGCAGAGCAACAGGAGAGUAUACAAAGAAUGAAAGACCUUUAUCUGGUGAAUGAGAAAGAUCUAUGCAAUCCCUGUGCGACUAAGUGCCAGAUGGACAGGAGCAAACUGAAAAAUUUUCUAGCUCUUUCAUUGAAACCUGCUUUCACAAUGAAGCCAAACUCCACAGCCAGAAAAAAUCCAGGCGAGUUGAGAUAAAUAUGGGAUGAAUAUCAAUAUGGUGCCUGAAGAGCAAAAAGAAGGAAUACUAAAAACCUGUAUGGAAACAGUAUAAAAAAAAAGCAAUCAUCGUGUUUACAACUGUGUCUUAUGUUUUGCUCUUAUGUAUGCCAUUGUUUUUUUUGCUUGAUUUAGGUUACUCGUUAUGCAGUAAAUAUAUUUCUACUUCUG
This is a messenger RNA of Pseudophryne corroboree (corroboree frog), 1545 nucleotides long. It is a transcript of the gene LRRC18, whose product is annotated as leucine rich repeat containing 18. The coding region runs from base 436 to 1353 and encodes 305 amino acids. Gene Ontology annotation, molecular function: protein binding. The transcript has 3 exons. The record is from RefSeq and is a predicted model, not a curated record. NCBI's taxonomy places the organism in Eukaryota, Metazoa, Chordata, Amphibia, Anura, Myobatrachidae.